AAGUUAUAUAGUCUGCACACCUGCAGGUCUAAACAGGUAGAUCUACUCGUUGCAGUUGAUGGGUGUCCCGGAGCACAAAUGUGUUAAAAUUAUUUACCUUUCAGAAGAAUUAGGAAAUUUAGCCAAACAUCAUCAUGGGACUUGAAGUUUGAUCAAAACUUUUACAAUGUCAGCUGGAAAGUGACAGAUUAUUCAACAAAGACAGAGGGAAGUUCAUCAUGUGAUCGUGAAUCCCAGGGCAGGAUAAAUAUGGACCAUGUAAGUGAACAAUCUGAAGUGUGGAACGGUAAACCUGGAUUCAUCAUCACAGUAACCCUGUGACAUCAGUGAUCGUGAGGUAGUUAUUUUACAGUGUUUUUACAUUACUAUACGUUAAUUUACAAACAUAUACCACUGGAUUGGACAGCGACGUUUUUAUUCCUUUACAUUAAACAAUAUGUGUGACAGUGUUAACUGAUAAUGAUAUGUGCAUAUAAGAAAAACAAACAUCUUCAAGAUAUCAACAAAUAAUUGAGCUCUUCAUCAAAAUGGCAACCCCUAAAAGCCAAAUGCCUCUCCGAAUGAAAGGUCAAACGACCUGUAGUUAUCAUAAGGGGAGACAACUGGACUUUUUCUGUGAAAAAUGUCGUGAACCGGUCUGUCCAAAAUGCCUUUCUUCUGUUCACAAAGGUCACAUUGUAUGUGAGAUAAGUGAAAUCACUCCACAGAAAGAACCAGACAUUAAAAACUUCAUAGACAGAACAGAAAAAAAUGACCUUGAAGAAAUUGGGAAACAUAUCAAAUCUACUGAUACGCUCCUUAAAGACAACACCAGUACUUUUGAGAAGCUGUCACAAAAAUUAACAAUGCAAACAAAUAAAUUAAAACAAGAACUGGACAUGCUUACAGAACAGACACUCUCUCUUUACCACAAAAUGGAAGAGGAUAAUACCAAGCUGAUAAAGAAAUACAAACAGGACCUGGAGAUGUACGAGAAGCAACUCAAACAACAAAUUCAGGAGUGUAAAGCAGCUCUCCAGCGUGGUUCACACAUACAGAUUUAUGAUACAUUUUGUGAGAUCCACUCUCCUACACACAGUCUCCCUGUAAAACCUGUCCUGGGUACUGCCAACUUCACUCCAAAUGAAAAUUCUCAAGAUCACUUGAAACAAGCCUUUGGCAAAGUUACCACCUCAGGUCAAGAUCAAACUUUAACUGACCAGGAUUGGUCAGUCUCAACAUCUGAUGAUCUGGGACAACCCUCUACACAACAACAACGGUCAGGAGCAAAAGUGAAGAAAGCAGUGACAACAUACAAACUACUGCCACAGACCAAGGUAGUGGAGGAAUGGAGGUCUCCAUGUCACAUUGGUUCUAUAUGUCCCACCACUGAUGGUCAGAUGUGGACCAGGGCCAGUGGUGACACAUUAACUCUCCUGGACAGGAAGGGUAAAGUAAUACAGGAGAUCACACACAAUGACUAUAUCUAUAACAUCAGUCUGUCACCCACCACACACACACUGUGGGUCUGUGAUUAUAAAAACAACAUCAUGGAGCUGGUAUCAGGACGACUGACACACAGAUUCAGUACCAAGGAGGAACCCAGGUGUAUAUGUGUUACAGCCAAUACCCAUGUCAUUGUAGGGAUGCCCAAACACAUCUCCAAAUUUACCACAGAUGGUAAAAUGGUGUGUACUACAAUGACUAAAGGGACUGGGAAACCAUUAGUGUGUACACCACACAGGAUCUCAGAGUGUCCUGUCACUCACAAUGUGGCAGUCGCUGAUUUCAGUAGUGAAAGUGAUGGUGGUGAUGGAAAACGACAUGUUGUUGUGAUGGACACUAAUUUCAAGGAGCUGUUUGUAUAUAGAGGUGACAUCCCCAGUACAUAUAAACCAACACCACAAACAGGAGGUCAACCAUUUAACCCCUGGGGUGUGGUGUAUGACAGUGUUGGGAACCUGAUCAUAGGGGACUGUAUCAACCGCAGGGUCCUACUCAUCAGUGGAGGUGGUGAGUUCCUCAGGGUCAUACACACAGACACAGGCCGUACAUGGGCUGUAGGUAUAGACAGGGAGGAUGUCCUGUGGGCAGUGUUUGAUACAUGGGAUAGCAACAAAGUCGCACUACUACAGUACAGCAGUGUGUGACUCCUGUAACCAAACAACUAGUGUAUCUAGUUACCAUGACAGUGACAUGGAAAUCAGAGACAAAGGAAACUUAUCAUGAUUACAAAUCAACUACAGAUUGUGUGACAUUCACAGGAAUAUAAGUAAAAUGUCUAGACUACAGAUUGUGUGACAUUCACA
Mizuhopecten yessoensis (Yesso scallop) is the source of this 2288-nucleotide messenger RNA. RefSeq lists its product as uncharacterized. The transcript has a single exon. Gene Ontology annotation, molecular function: zinc ion binding. The coding region runs from base 528 to 2129 and encodes 533 amino acids. Lineage: Eukaryota; Metazoa; Mollusca; Bivalvia; Pectinida; Pectinidae. The record is from RefSeq and is a predicted model, not a curated record.